Messenger RNA from Colletotrichum chrysophilum, 798 nucleotides. RefSeq lists its product as uncharacterized. The coding region runs from base 1 to 798 and encodes 265 amino acids. The record is from RefSeq and is a predicted model, not a curated record. The transcript has a single exon. NCBI's taxonomy places the organism in Eukaryota, Fungi, Ascomycota, Sordariomycetes, Glomerellales, Glomerellaceae.
AUGAAAAAGUCGACAAUCAAGCGAAGGAAACGAGUGAUUCCCUCUUCGUUUGGCGGCGAGUGGACUGAAGAGAUGCUCGACGGAUCAGAAACGCAGAGCAUGGCGCCUGAGGGCAGCCCGGAAAGAGGCACGAUGAACGAGGACGGGUCUAUCAAUCUGGGUUUUCGGCAUCGCCAGGAGGGCCCCCUGGCUAUGCUACCAGAUCCUCAGAUGCGCCCCAACAGGCAAGGGUCCCCUCUGCCAUCGGCGACCGACCUGGCAGCCUAUCAAUCAUCGAUGCCGCGGACGUCGCAUCCCUACCCUGGAUCGCUGAACGACGACAACCGACUUGCGCCGAUCACAUCGCUGACCGCAAUUGGCGAACGUCAAUCGUCUCUGUCGCCUGCGUCGUUUCUCCCUCCAUCGCGCAAACGGUCCUUGUCUGCUGAAGGAAACCCGGCGGGUGAUGGUGGCCCCGACACCUCGAAGCGGCUGUCGUCCAUCAAGUCGAUCCUGAACCCCACCGACGGGGACGAGAGCCCUACCUACCACUCCGGAGGCGAGGACGCCGCUGAGCACUACGCCCGAUCUGCAAUGUCUCCCGCCGGCUCGGCGCCGAGUCCAGGGUCCUACUCCAACACUCGCCUGACGCCCCUGCCCUCGCCGGGGCCCAGCAGCCAGACAAGCCAUCCGGGCUAUGGCAACCAAGAGAGUGAGAGGGCAAGGGCCGAGAAGAGGGCCGCUCUGACUAGGGAGGCGGAACGGAUGAGGGAGAUGCUCGCUGCGAAGGAGCGGGAACUUGCGGAACUGAACGACUGA